Molecule: messenger RNA, 1861 nt
Organism: Gossypium arboreum
Lineage: Eukaryota; Viridiplantae; Streptophyta; Magnoliopsida; Malvales; Malvaceae
Exons: 2
Coding region: 564-1415 (283 amino acids)
Source: RefSeq, a predicted model, not a curated record
GAUUUCAGUUUCCUAAUUAAGGAAUAUUUGAGUGUAUCAAAUAGGAUUCUGUAAAUAUUUUAUCCCUAACUUUAAGGCUGUUUUUAGGUACAGCAUCCCUAGAAUUAGUAUGUUUCCUAGUGUAAAGUUUCCUAUGUUAGGCUCACUAUGUCUAUAAAUAUUUAUGUAAUUUCUUGUGAAAAAUAUAAAUGAAAUAGCCUGUUUUUAACAUGGUAUCAGAGCUUUUUUAGCCCGAUUUUUGGGAUUUUUUUUCUCUGUCUGACGAUUUUUUUCCCUGAUUCCAACCAACCCUCAAGCCUGUAAAAUUUGUUCAAACGAAACAUGACUGAAACUGUCAAGAUCAGUAACACUGGGGAUGUCUCAGAAGUUUCUGUGAACAACUCAAACCCAACAAGUAGUUUCAGAACAUCCAAGUAGCCUACAGGCUAAAUGGGAAAAAUUACCUGAAGUGGUCUCAACUGGUUCGUACGUUCUUGAAGGGAAGAGGAAAACUGAGUCACUUACUCGGAACUGGACCUAAAGAAGGAGAUCCUAAGUUUGAUGCUUGGGAUGAACAAGACUCUAUGGUAAUGUCUUGGUUAUGGAACUCUAUGAUGCCAGAAAUCAGUGAUACAUGCAUGUUUCUUAACACAUCCAAAGAAAUAUGGGAAGCUGUGAAACAGACUUAUUCUAAAGUUCAAGAUGCUGCUCAAAUCUAUGAAAUCAAGACUAAGAUUUCAUCUACCAAGCAAGGAAGUCGAUCAAUCACGGAGUAUUCCAAUCUGUUGCAAAGUUUAUGGCAAGAGAUGGAUCAUUACCAGUGCAUUCAGAUGAAGUGCAGUAAACAUGCAGCACUCCUGAAAAGGUUCGUUGAAAAGGAUCGAAUUUAUGAUUUUCUUGCUGGACUAAAUGUUGAGUUUGAUGCAGUAAGAGUUCAAGUACUUGGAAAAGAGGAACUACCAUCACUAAAUGAGACAAUUGCAAUUGUUCGUGCUGAGGAAGGAAGAAGAGGAGUUAUGGUUGAGAACAGUCAAGUGGAUAGUUCAGCCUUGGUUACAAAAGCUGUAAGUGAGAGGAGAUUUGGCCUGGAGCAGCCAAAUAGUGAAGAUAAUAGACAAACAGAACGUACAAAGCCUAUUAACAGGGAUUCCGUAUGGUGCACCUACUGUAAAAAGGCCCGUCACACUAAAGAAAGAUGCUGGAAACUCCAUGGGAAGCCACAAACAACAAAUAAAAAUUUUUCAGAAAAAGGUGGACAACCAAAGGGACAAGGACGAGCAUAUACAGCAAGACAGCUGGAUGGAAAAAAUAAUUCUCAGGAAUCACCUGUUGAAUUCAAUAAAGAAGAAAUUGAGAAGUUAAAAAAUUUGCUGGGAUCAUUGGAAAAAACUUCUUCAACAGGAACAGAAUACGAGGAGGAUGAUUGGACAUGCUAAGGAAGUAAAUGGCCUAUACUAUCUUGAAGAAUCCAGUGGAGAAGUUAGUGCUCUGAAUUCCUCACCUUCAUCUUUCAUAUCCGAAUCUAUUAAAACCAAUCAAGACCAAAUUUGGCUCUAUCACCUUCGCCUUGGUCAUCCAUCAUUUAGAGUCCUUAAAAUUAUGUUUCCUUCAUUGUUCAAAGGAUUGGCUGUUGAAAAAUUUCAUUGUGAUAUCUGUGAACUUGCAAAACAUAAACGUACCUCUUUUCCAGUAAGCAGUAAAAGAACUUUCACUCCUUUUACUCUUAUUCAUAGUGAUGUUUGGGGGCCAUCCACUAUUUCAAUUAUUUUUGGGGCUCGGUGGUUUGUAUCCUUUAUUGAUGAUUGUACUCGUGUGUCUUGGAUAUUUCUUUUAAAACAAAAAUCUGAUGUAAAGUCUGUCUUUCCAACCUUUUACAACAUGA